AGUCGCGAGCCCCCUGGCUCAAUGUGAAGCUCGGGUGGGCAGCGCUCCGCUCACAACGUAGCCGACAGGAGUGCUGUAUGUCUUUGGCCCAACUGCUGGGUAGCCGCUUUGUCCUAUUGUUCUUUGCGUGUCCUGCAUUUGCCAGCAAGCUGAGGAGUGGGUCACACAGUGCCUCCAAGACCGUCGAAGAAUUGGGAGUCCUGUGGGAACAUUGUGCAACUGAAGGCUCUGAGUGCUCAUGCAGUGGGCUGCUCCGCUUUGGUGAAGGAGAUCGUUGGGUUGCGCAGGGGGUGGCAGGCUCAGUGACGUGUGAUGUGCAGACUUUUUCUGGAGAUCCAGCAUUCAAUCGGCGGAAGGAAUGCUGGUGUGCAGUCACAGGACAGCGUCCUCAAAGUGCUCGUGCUGCCAUCGUCACUCUGAGCCGCCAUCCUCCAGACCUUAAGAAUUGGCUCAGGUACCACCUACGCCAUGCUGGAGUCGAUCAUAUCUUCGUCAAGUCAGAGGAUUCUCCUGAGACUGCGAAGACCAUUCGGCAGUUGUCAGCAGAGGAACAGGCCAAGGUCACGCAUUGGGAGUCCAAUAUGGCAAGUCUUCUUGGAGUCUCUGCUGACUCACGACCUCCAGAUGAUUACACAGAUUUACAGGCUCGGCAAGUUGCCAUGAUGGCCAAAGCCAAGCAAGCUUGCGAUGAGAUGGGUAUUGAUUGGCUGAUCCAUAUAGACGAUGACGAGAUACUAUACAUGCCACAACAGCGGAAGAUUGGGGACUUGCUGGCAGCUGUGCCCAGUGCUUUCAUUCAGGCUUACCUGCCAAAUGUGGAAGCAGUCUACAACUCACCUGAGGUGAAGAGCUGCUUCAUGCAGACGGACAAGGUCAACAUGAAUCGCUACACAUUUCAGUCCUACGCCAAUGGCAAGUCUGCUGUCCGCGUGGCACCAAAGAAGCAGGUGCGUCCUGCUGGUCCGCAUCUAUGGCGGGAUAUGUUCAAUCAAGAGUUGCCAUCAGUGCACAUGGACCAGGAGCCGUUUGGACCUCCGAUCAUGGUCUUGCACUACGAGUCAUGCCCUUUCUCAAGAUGGCAGGACAAGUUCUGGGAACUUGGCAACACUUCUCCAGAGAAGUUGAGUCAGAUUCCAUUUCCCUUCUAUCGCAAGUCCAUCAACAAGAUGCAGACAUGUAGGAGCAGUGAAGGCAAAGACCAGCAAGCGAUUUCCCUCCUUGGUUGUGACCAGGCCUCCCUGAUGCAACUUUGGAGCGAAUGGAAAACCCCAGCAAAUCCGGCACUGAAACUCGAGGACUUGAUGUCUAUCCGCAUUCCAUGGGAGAGCAUCCUGAGCGGCUGACAAAGAUUCGGCUGCAAGAACAUGGAAGUUCGGAUUUACCGAAGCUGUGCGCGCUGAUCGUUCCUUGGUACAAUUCUACCUUCCAGGCCUGCCCCUUCUGUUCUGAAUUGUUAUCGCAUGGCACGAGGCUCAAAACUCAAAACUGAAGGCCCAGCCGGAUCGCACAUUGCAC
This is a messenger RNA of Durusdinium trenchii, 1515 nucleotides long. NCBI's taxonomy places the organism in Eukaryota, Dinophyceae, Suessiales, Symbiodiniaceae. The record is from the annotation of a GenBank genome assembly.